UGUGCCUGGAGGUUUGUAGCGCCACCACCAUCGCUAUGGCAACCUGCGUUCCAGUUUCUGUAUUUUUCGCAUGACGUAAUGUCCUGGAGGACACAUCGAUUUCGUAAACUGAGAUGAUGGACAGGAGAAAAAGAAUUGCCCAGCAACAUCUGGGGCAACCUGGGCAGAACUCAUAAGCAAGAAAACAGAAAACUGAAAAUAGAAAUGGCCAUGCAUGGACUUCACAUGAAAGAACUUACGCAGGGGAGAAACCACGUAAAUGCAUUUCACCUCAGUAGACAUCAAAGAACACAUGCAGGGGAGAAAAUGUAUCCAUGUAUGGAAUGUGGAAAGAGCUUCAGUCAGAGUAGUAACCUUAGGUCACAUCAAAGAACUCACACUGGGGAGAAACCACAUAAAUGCAUGGAAUGUGGAAAGAGCUUUAGUAACAGUGGUGGCCUUAGAACACAUCAAAGAACUCAUACUGGGGAGAAACCGUACAAAUGCAUGAAAUGUGGAAAGAGCUUUAGUCAUAGCAGUACCCUGAGGGCACAUGAAAAAAUUCACACUGGGGAGAAGCCACAUAAAUGCAUGGAAUGUGGAAAGAGCUUUAUUCGCCGUGGUCACCUUAGAACACAUCAAAGAACUCAUACUGGGGAGAAACCGUACAAAUGCAUGAAAUGUGGACAGAGCUUUAGUCAUAGCAGUACCCUGAGGGCACAUGAAAAAAUUCACACUGGGGAGAAACCACAUAAAUGCAUGGAAUGUGGAAAGAGCUUUAGUCGCCGUGAUCACUUUAGAUCACAUCAAAGAACUCACACUGGGGAGAAAUCACAUAAAUGCAUGGAAUGUGGAAAGAGUUUUAGUAUGAGUGGUAGCCUUAGGUCACAUCAAAGAACUCACACUGGGGAGAAAUCACAUAAAUGCAUGGAAUGUGGAAAGAGUUUUAGUAUGAGUGGUAGCCUUAGGUCACAUCAAAGAACUCACACUGGGGAGAAACCAUAUAAAUGUAUAGAGUGUGGAAAAACCUUUAGUCACAGUGGUCAUCUUAAGUUACAUCAAAUAAUUCACACUGGGGAGAAACCACAUAAAUGCAUGGAAUGUGGAAAGAGUUUUAGUAUGAGUGGUUGCCUUAGGUCACAUCAAAAAACUCACACUGGGGAAAAACCGUACAAUUGCAUGAAAUGUGGAAAGAGCUUUAGUCACAGUGGUGACCUUAAGAAACAUGGAAGAACUCACACUGGGGAGAAACCACAAAAAUGCAUGGAAUGUGGAAAGAGCUUUAGUCAGAGUGGUAACCUUAGGUUACAUCAAAGGACCCACACUGGGGAGAGACCACAUAAAUGCAUGGAAUGUGGAAAGAGUUUUAGUAUGAGUGGUAGCCUUAGGUCACAUCAAAAAACUCACACUGGGGAAAAACCGUACAAUUGCAUGAAAUGUGGAAAGAGCUUUAGUCACAGUAGCACCCUUAGGUUGCAUCAAAGGACCCACACUGGGGAGAGACCACAUAAAUGCAUGGAAUGUGGAAAGAGUUUUAGUAUGAGUGGUAGCCUUAGGUCACAUCAAAAAACUCACACUGGGGAAAAACCGUACAAUUGCAUGAAAUGUGGAAAGAGCUUUAGUCACAGUAGCACCCUUAGGUUGCAUCAAAGGACCCACACUGGGGAGAGACCACAUAAAUGCAUGGAAUGUGGAAAGAGCUUUAGUCAGAGUGGUAACCUUAGGUUACAUCAUAGGACUCACACUGGGGAGAAACCAUAGAAAUGCAUGGAAUGUGGAAAGGGUUAUCCAGAGCUCCUGAUAAUGAAACAAGGCAUAAGAAGCUCAUUCAGAUACCGAAGCAAGAAGAUCUUAUUGGAAAAAUACAGGAAAUAGC
Pogona vitticeps (central bearded dragon) is the source of this 1855-nucleotide messenger RNA. NCBI's taxonomy places the organism in Eukaryota, Metazoa, Chordata, Lepidosauria, Squamata, Agamidae. The record is from RefSeq and is a predicted model, not a curated record.